AUGGGGUCGCCAAUUCUACAGCCACCAAUUUCGGCACUCUCUAUAGGCUCGCCAACCUGUUUUCUGCAAGAUGUUGCCAACACCUGCGACCAAAAAGAGCAAAACUUGCUCGGUCAGGGAAAUAGGGUGUUUGUCAAUGGUAUGCUGUAUAAGGACAGGUCGGAAUGGUCCACAGCCAAUGACACUGAUAUACUCGUGGGUGACGCUGGUGUUCCGGGAAUGCUCUCAGUGGUGAUGACGCUCCAUCCCUCGAAACCUAUUUGUGCCGCCGCAACGGGCUUCUUUACGGCAACAGAGACGCCGACAAUGAAGGAUCAGCGGUCUGUGUUGGGUGGAGUGGCAUGGACUGCCGUGGAUAUAAAGAAUGGAGGUUCCCAAGCCGCCCAAACACCGAACCCGUCGUCAGUCAUAUCACGUGACACGUCACCGCCCGAGCUUCAGUGUCCAGACAGCUUGGCCAACCCCCCGGCCAUCCCACCACUGCUUUCCUCUCCCCAUCCGACCUUCUUUGUCCUGUGUCGCAUCCGUGGAGGAUCCGAUUCGCCCGCCAUGGCCGAGUUUGUCGACCCCCGGAUGACCUCCAUCAAGCCCCGCAUCCGCUAUAACACUAUCGGAGGUAUUAACGGACCUCUGGUUGUCCUCGAUAAUGUCAAAUUUCCUCGCUACAACGAGAUUGUAUCUCUGACGCUCCCCGAUGGCACGGAGCGCUCCGGUCAGGUACUGGAGGCUAGAGGAAACCGAGCAGUUGUGCAGGUGUUCGAGGGCACUACGGGUAUCGAUGUGAAGAAGACCAAAGUUGAGUUCUCCGGCCACAGCAUGAAGCUGGGUGUGUCAGAGGACAUGCUGGGUCGGGUCUUCGAUGGUUCGGGACGUGCCAUCGAUAAGGGUCCCAAAGUGCUCGCGGAGGACUACCUGGACAUUAAUGGAUCGCCCAUCAACCCUUACUCUCGAGUUUACCCCGAGGAAAUGAUCUCGACCGGUAUCUCCGCUAUUGACACCAUGAAUUCCAUCGCCCGUGGACAGAAGAUUCCUAUCUUCUCCGCCGCCGGUCUUCCCCACAACGAAAUCGCUGCUCAGAUUUGUCGUCAAGCCGGUCUGGUGAAGCGACCAACCAAGGAUGUCCAUGACGGCCACGAGGAGAACUUCUCCAUUGUCUUUGCCGCUAUGGGUGUUAACAUGGAAACCGCUCGAUUCUUCACUCGCGAUUUCGAGGAGAACGGUAGUAUGGAGCGUGUCACCCUGUUCCUGAACCUGGCCAACGACCCCACCAUUGAGCGUAUCAUUACGCCCCGUCUGGCCCUGACCACCGCCGAAUACUAUGCCUACCAGCUGGAGAAGCACGUCUUGGUUAUCAUGACGGAUCUGUCGGCAUACUGUGAUGCGCUGCGUGAGGUUUCCGCUGCCCGUGAAGAAGUGCCCGGUCGUCGUGGUUACCCCGGUUACAUGUACACCGAUUUGUCGACCAUUUACGAGCGUGCUGGACGUGUUGAGGGCCGUAACGGAUCCAUUACUCAGAUUCCUAUUCUGACUAUGCCUAACGACGAUAUUACCCAUCCCAUUCCUGAUCUGACUGGUUAUAUUACAGAGGGUCAGAUCUUCAUUGACCGUCAACUUGCCAACAAGGGUGUCUACCCACCUAUCAACGUUCUGCCGUCUCUCUCGCGUCUGAUGAAGUCCGCUAUCGGCGAGGGCCGUACCCGCAAGGACCACUCGGAUGUGUCUAACCAGUUGUACGCCAAGUACGCCAUCGGUCGUGAUGCCGCCGCCAUGAAGGCAGUCGUCGGUGAGGAGGCCCUGUCCUCGGAAGACAAGUUGUCCCUUGAGUUCCUCGACAAGUUCGAGCGAACCUUCAUUAAGCAGUCGCCCUACGAGUCUCGGACGAUCCACGAGUCUCUCGACAUCGCCUGGAACCUUCUUCGUGUCUAUCCUAAGGAGUUGCUCAACCGUAUCCCCAAGCGUGUUCUGGACGAAUUCUAUGCCCGGUCCGCCCGCAAGAUCCCCAACAAGGACACCCGGGACAACUCAGGCGAGCAGAAGCAGGGCUCCGCGCAGCCGGACGGUAACCUUAUUGAUGCUUGA
Penicillium canariense is the source of this 2079-nucleotide messenger RNA. RefSeq names its product H(+)-transporting V1 sector ATPase subunit B. The record is from RefSeq and is a predicted model, not a curated record. Gene Ontology annotation, biological process: ATP metabolic process; proton transmembrane transport. Gene Ontology annotation, cellular component: proton-transporting V-type ATPase, V1 domain. NCBI's taxonomy places the organism in Eukaryota, Fungi, Ascomycota, Eurotiomycetes, Eurotiales, Aspergillaceae. Bases 1 to 2079 code for a protein of 692 amino acids. Gene Ontology annotation, molecular function: ATP binding; proton-transporting ATPase activity, rotational mechanism. The transcript is spliced from 9 exons.